CACCAGUUUGCCCGUUACCCAGAGAAUCAUCCCCCCCCCCGCUCUCUCUCUCCUCUGGUAUUCGAUCGAAUUGAUGGCUCAAACAACUCCAAACCACACGCAAACAGUUUCCGGCUGGGCUGCUCAUGAUUCCUCCGGCAAGAUUGUUCCUCACACCUUCAAACGCAGAGAAAAUGGCGUGAACGAUGUGACCAUAGAGAUCCUGUACUGCGGCAUUUGCCACACUGACAUCCACCACGUCAAGAACGACUGGGGAAUCACCAUGUAUCCCGUUGUUCCAGGGCAUGAAAUUAUAGGGCUGAUUACGAAGGUAGGAAACAACGUGAGCAAUUUCAUGAUAGGGGACAGAGUGGGCGUUGGGUGCUUGGCCGCAACCUGUUUGGAAUGUGAGUUCUGCAAGGACUCACUGGAGAACUACUGCGACCAGGUUCAGUUCACCUACAACGGCGUUUUCUGGGACGGCAGCAUCACCUAUGGCGGGUAUUCCACCAUGCUCGUCGCCGAUCACAGAUACGUGGUGCACGUGCCGGAGAGUUUGGCGCCGGAAGCGGCGGCGCCACUGCUCUGCGCCGGAGUAACGGUGUUCUGCCCGCUCAAGGACAACGGCAUGCUUGAGUCGCGGGGGAAGAAGCUGGGCGUCGUUGGGCUUGGCGGCCUGGGCCAUAUGGCCGUCAAAUUCGGUAAGGCGUUUGGCCACCACGUCACCGUCAUCAGCACUUCUCCCUCCAAAGAGCAGGAGGCCAAGGGCCGACUGGGCGCCGACGAAUUCAUAGUCAGCACCGAUCCCGCACAAAUGAAGGCGAAGAAGAGGUCACUGGAUCUGAUUCUGGACACCGUAUCCGCCAACCAUUCUCUUGGGGCUUACUUAGAACUGCUCAAAGUGAAGGGGGCAUUGGUGAUUGUGGGUGCCCCGGAGAAGCCCAUGGGCCUCCCUUCAUUUCCUCUCAUAUUCGGGAAGCGGGCGGUGAAAGGGAGCAUGAUAGGAAGCAUAAAGGAGACGCAAGAAAUGAUGGAUCUGUGCGGCAAGCACAAUAUUACCUGCGACGUUGAGGUGAUAGCGCCCCACCAAAUCAACGAAGCCCUGGAUCGCCUCGCCAAGAGCGAUGUUAGAUACCGCUUUGUCAUUGACAUCAAGGCCGCCGCUGACGCCAACGGCAACGCCAAUGCCUCUGACUCGUAAAGUCUGUCUGUCUGUCUGUCUCCAAUACAAGGGUUUAAUUAAUUGCAUUGGGAACACUAGUGCGAUACUCUGUAUCAUUGAAUUGAGCUUGAAAACCGAAGCCCAUGAACAAAUUAAAUGGAUGGUCAUGUAACUCUUUUUAAGUUAAUUAUGUUGCUCUUCCAAAUUGGGGGAAGUUGUGGAAUCUAUCUAUAAUAAAGCUAAUAAUAUAAUGUUUUGAGGAAA
This is a messenger RNA of Diospyros lotus (date-plum), 1405 nucleotides long. Its product is annotated as probable cinnamyl alcohol dehydrogenase 6. The coding region runs from base 74 to 1180 and encodes 368 amino acids. Gene Ontology annotation, molecular function: cinnamyl-alcohol dehydrogenase activity; zinc ion binding. Lineage: Eukaryota; Viridiplantae; Streptophyta; Magnoliopsida; Ericales; Ebenaceae. Gene Ontology annotation, biological process: lignin biosynthetic process. The transcript is spliced from 5 exons. The record is from RefSeq and is a predicted model, not a curated record.